Molecule: messenger RNA, 1308 nt
Organism: Fulvia fulva
Lineage: Eukaryota; Fungi; Ascomycota; Dothideomycetes; Mycosphaerellales; Mycosphaerellaceae
Product: N(alpha)-acyl-glutamine aminoacylase
Exons: 1
Coding region: 1-1308 (435 amino acids)
Molecular function (GO): hydrolase activity
Source: RefSeq, a predicted model, not a curated record
AUGACCUCCAUUUCCGACAUCACGAACAAGCACCGCCCCGACCUAGCACCCUACGAAGAGCUCUACAAAUACUUCCACGCGAACCCCGAGCUCUCCAACCAAGAGAAAGAAACAGCAGCCCACAUCUGCAAAUUCCUCCGCGAGAACAUUUCCCCGGACUUCGACAUCCGCCCCAACAUCGGCGGCCACGGCAUCGCCGCACUCCUCCACAAUGGCUCCGGCCCAACAGUCCUCCUCCGCGCCGACUUCGAUGCCCUCCCCGUGGAAGAACGAACAGGUCUCCCCUACGCUAGCAAGAGACGCAUGAAAGACGCCGAUGGGGUGGAAAAGCCGGUUAUGCAUGCGUGUGGACAUGAUAUGCACAUCACCUGUCUCCUAGCUGCGGCGCAGACUCUGGUGAGUUGUAAAGAGGCGUGGUCGGGGACGUUGUUACUGGCGUUCCAGCCUGCGGAGGAGAGGGGGACGGGGGCACAGGCUAUGGUUGACGAUGGGAUGUAUGAUCCUAAGAAACAUAACGUCUCCAUCCCGGAUGUUUGUAUUGGGGGCCAUGUUAUACCGUGGAGGGCGGGCGUGCUGGGGACGAGGAGGGGCUUGAUGGCGACUAGUGCGGAUAGUAUGCGCGUUACAUUGCAUGGAAGAGGCGGACAUGCUAGUAUGCCGAAUAAGCUCAUCGACCCCGUCGUCAUGGCGGCAAGCACGAUCAUGAAGUUGCAGACGAUUGUGAGUAGGGAGAUCGAUCCAGCGGACCAUGCAGUCGUCACAGUCGCGAGCGUGCAGGCGGGUGAUGCGGAGAAUGUGGUGGUCGAUGAUGCGAGGUUGGCCGUGGACUUCAGGGCUACGAAUCAGAGGACGAGGGACAAGACUAUGGCGAGUGUGAAACGCAUCAUCAACGCCGAAGCAUUGGGGAGUAAUGCCGUCAAACAACCCACAAUAACUCUAACCCGCUCCUUCCCCCUCACCAUCAACGACGACGCCGUCACUCAAAAACUCGAAGAAGUCUUCACCUCCCACUUCCCUUCCCACCCCAAAACAUCCUCCGACGGUUCUUCCUACAACAACGAUUGUCCGAAACUUACAGGAUCCGAGGACUUCAGUAUUCUGGGCACUGCGGUCGAUCGGCCGACGAGUUUCUUCAUGUAUGGGGGCACGAGCCAUGAGGUGUGGGAUAGGGCGGAGGCGGCAGGGAGGUUGGAUGAGGAUGUGCCGGUUAAUCAUUCGGGGCUUUUUGCGCCGGUCUUGCAGCCGACGUUGAGGGUGGGCGUGGAUGCGUAUGUGUGCGCUGCGUUGGGGGUUUUGGGGAAGAAGUAG